AUGGGGGAGGAGAAGGAGACCUGCGGGCGCUUGAAGGCGCUGAAGCUGCACAUUCCGCUGAACCGGUACCUGCUGCUGUUCCUGUACCUGGUGGUGGUGCUGCUGCGCGGGUGCACGUACUGGGGCUGGAACGGCAUUCAGGAAAUGCUGUACAAGUCCGGCGCGUACUUGUGGGAGUGCGGAGACCCGGAAAGCGUGACGGAGCUGCGGAUCGGCGGCGCGAAGUACGUGGACUGUCCGGCGCGGAAGCAGAUGCUGGGCGGGAUCUUCACGACGGCGCUGGGCUCGAACAUGCUUUCUUCCUUCCUCGCGGGCAUUGUUUUGGACGCCGUGGGCCCCAAGAUCACAAUGUUGAUAGGAGUGGUGAUGGACAUCGUGGGUUGGCUGCUGCUGGGCUUCUCGGGCGAGGGUUUCCGCGCCUACUACGCAGCAGCUUUCUGCAUCGGCGUGGCCUCCGACCCGGGCUAUUUGCCGCUGAUCUCGAUCAGCAAGUUAUUUCCCAGCAACUCUUCGUUUGUAAUUUCAAUCAUGGGCUCCGUCAGGUCCAUUUCUUUCGCAAUUCCAGUUGUCAUGUCUGCGGUUUUCCAGAGCCCCUCCUUCCGGCCCGAGGACCUCUGGCAGAUGUGCGUGGGCUACGUGGGCGUGGGCCAGGGCCUGUCGUUGCUGGUGACUCUGCUGUUCGUGCCAAUGGCUUCUUUCAAGGCCCCAGCAGCAGCAGCAGCGGGGGAGCAGCAGCAGCAGCAGCUGCCGGCGGAGGAGCUGCGGGACGCGUCGAAGGAGGACGGGUCGGUGUCGACAGCAGCAGCAGCAGCAGCAGCGCGGCAGAGGGACAGCAGGUCGUUUUGGCAGCUGCUGGUGGACCCGAAGUUCCUGCUGCUGCUGCCGAUCUUCUGCUGCGCGCUGGUGCGCUCGGACUACUACGCGAAGUCGAACAAGGAGCAGCUAAUUACUUCUUCCGGACAAGAUCUUUACCAAAUGUUUGCAAUUUUCAACAUUUUGAGUUUCAUUCCGGGCCCCGUUUUCGGCCGGCUGGUGGAUCUGUACGGGAUCAUCGUGGUGCUGCUGCUGCUGAACACUUCGGGUGUAUGCAUGUUUCUGUUUCUGAUCUUCGACAACCUGGCGUGCAAAGGCAUUUCAAUUGUUUUCUUUUUCGUCUACACUUCUUUUGUCCUCAGCAACGUCUACUGUUUCAUUUCAAUUCACUUUCCCGAACACGCUUUCGGAAAACUUGCAGGAUUCACUUCUGCUGCUGGCGGAGUCUUCGUGCUGCUCAGCAUGUUGUGGUACAAGAAGGUCCUCGAGUUCGAGGCCCCCCGCAGCUUCGUGUUUGUGGACGGGCUGAUGGUUGCUGCGGGCCUGUUGGUGUACGUGUUGAUCUUUUUGCUGCGCCGCGUCAGCAGCAGACAAGCAGCAGCAGCAGCAGCAGCAGCAGGCAGCAGCAAGGUCCGCGAGCAGAAGACCUUCGCCGACUCCAACGAGCCCGGCUCCACCCUCUCCGUCUGA
Molecule: messenger RNA, 1503 nt
Organism: Eimeria tenella
Lineage: Eukaryota; Apicomplexa; Conoidasida; Eucoccidiorida; Eimeriidae
Product: major facilitator superfamily domain-containing protein, putative
Exons: 1
Coding region: 1-1503 (500 amino acids)
Biological process (GO): transmembrane transport
Molecular function (GO): transmembrane transporter activity
Source: RefSeq, a predicted model, not a curated record